GGCUGUGUGUACACCCGAUCUCUCAGCUGAGCUGGAGCACGGCUGUUUUCUUUUUUUUGGCCCUGAGAAUUGACCUGGAGAUGGAUGCGGCGGCGGAGCAGGAGCAGGAACGCUCCUGGAAGAUUCCUGUCAAGGUGGUGGGCUCUCUACCACGUAUCAGUGCCAGGGAUCUCAGUUACGAAGAAUUCUGGUCCCAGUUUCUGGUCCCAAAUAAACCGGUCUUGAUACUUGGCGCGACGGACGGCUGGCGAGCGUCCCGUGAUUGGCUGGCAAAGGACGGUUCCCCGAACCUUCCUUUCAUCAAGAAGGAAUUUGGCAAUUCACGAGUGCAAGUGGCAGAUUGCGAUGUGCGCGAGUACAGUGAUCAGAAACGAAAAUCGUCAACUGUAGGGGAAUUUGUAGAUUACUGGCUCAAACUAAGGGAGCAAAGGCAAGAGAGGAGAGUCAAAGAAAAGCAGGGACAGGGUACAUCUAGUAUUUGUUCUUCUUCCUCUUCUUCCUCUUCCUCCUCGUCUACAUCCUCCAUCUCUUCUUCCCCCUCGUCUAUCUUCUCCACCUCUUCCUCCUCCUUCUCUUCGCCCUUGUCUUCCGCUUCCGACGAGUCUUCAAUAAGCAGAAGCCAUGGAGGAAUCGGCACCAUCUUCAUUUCCACCACCUGUUCGUACUCUUCCCCGAGCUCAAUAUGCUCCACUUCUUCCAUGGCCUACUCCUCUUCUUUAACCCUUCCCUGCUCUCCAUCGUCUUCCACCUCCUUCACCAACUUCUCCUCCUGCUCGGACACAAUGGCUUCUUUUCCUUUCCCUUGUUCAACCUCCGCUUCUUCCUCCCACUUCUCUUCCUCCUCCUCCUCCUCCUCCUCUCUGCCCAGCACCUCGUCCUUCGCCUCCAUCUCAUUCCUCGCAUCCUCGUCUUCCUCCUCGUCCUGUUCCUGUCCCUGUUCCUCUUCUUCGUCUUCUUCCUCCUCCUCCUCUUCUGUGUUUUAUCUCAAGGAUUGGCACUUUGUGUCAGAGUAUCCUGAGUACAGAGCAUACACAACACCGGUGUUUUUCAGAGAGGAUUGGCUGAAUAGCUAUCUCGAUCGUUAUCAGCUGCUUCAUGACAAUGGCGACGGCGGCGAGACGACAGCUGAGUGCCACGUGGAAGAUGAUCAUCGCCCUCCUCUUUGUGACUCGUUCGAGACUUCAGAUUACCGCUUCGUUUACAUGGGGCCUCAGGGGUCGUGGACCCCCCUUCACGCCGACGUUCUCCGAUCGUACAGUUGGUCGGCCAAUGUGUGUGGUAGGAAGCUAUGGCUGUUUCUAGAUCCUUCUCAGACGCAUCUGCUGCAAAACCGUUGGGGUCGGAACACCCUCUACGAUAUCGCUACAGAUCCCGACCUUCUUGUCGACUCUCAUUAUCGGCCGCUUUAUCCAGGCUUCUCCCAGACUAGAUGGCUGCAAUGUGUUCAGGACGAAGGGUCUGCUAUUUUUGUCCCCAGCGGUUGGUUCCAUCAAGUUUUCAACCUCGAAGACACAAUCUCCAUCAAUCAUAACUGGAUAAAUGCGUGCAAUCUACAUUGGACAUGGCGUUUAUUGAGAGAUGACUACAAGGAGACGGUUGAGUCGAUAGAGGAUAUUCGGGAAAUUGCCGGCAACGAGUUCGAAUCCCUCUGCCAGCGCAAUUUGGCGGCAAACUCGGGGAUGAAUUUCGCCGACUUCUUCGUCUUCGUGCGGACUUGUGUUGCGGGCGAGAUCUCUGCAGUUCUGUCCUGCAUAACCAGGAUGAUAAUGGAGGGCGGCGGGCGGCGCGAGAAGAAGUUCGGAGAGGAAGUGCCGAGGGAGCAGGAGAAGGAGCCGCUGGAGAUCAUGAUGAAGAUGGGCAUGGAGGAGGAGGGGAGGGAGGUAGUAGUAGCGGCGAAGGAUGUCGAAGGGGUUUUUCAAAAUAAGAAGGAAACGAACGAUAGAGGGGUAGUAGAUCAAACGAAGGAGAAAGGACAUAAUGAUCAUAUCGUAAUGAUCUCAGAAGGUGGGGUGAAGGAGAAAGCCGAGAAGGAGGAGGUGUUGGAUACUCAGCAGCAGGAAGGCGUGGAGGAGGAGAGGAGGGAGGUGGCGAGGGAGGUUGAGGAGGAGGGGGGGCAUAUUAGAGUGCAACAACGCCCGAGGGACACCUGCGAAGGCAGCCGUGACUGGCUUGAAGCUGCUACUGACAAGAAGGACGAAAGAAGUGGAAGAGUCAGUCGUCGGAUGAAGAAUGGAUAUCCAGCAAGUCUGAACAGAUUGACAGAAUCUGAUUGUUGUGUGCAGCACCUUGCGAGGUCGGAGUGUGGAGGAGGAAGACCGCCGGACACUCCUACCGGGGAUAGUUGUGCGUCGGGAUCGGUCCCAGAGGAGAGGAGGAUGGGGGACUGUCCUGGAUCUGGAUCUGAGUCCCUAUCUUCUUUCUCCUUGGAAGAUCAAAUGGUGGAACUCCGCCGGCUGGUUUUUAACUUGUUGAGAGGGCGAUCUGUGCUGCGGGAUAUUGACCGUACUGGCGUCUUAGAAAACGCUAAGGGCAAGGGCAUGGAGGGUGCCAAGGUGGAAUCGGGUUCGGCCUCGCGAUUGGCUGAUGAUGAUAAUGAUUAUGAUGGACCCAUGACUCUCUUGGCCCGGCUGCAACGAGAAGUAGAGGAGGAAGAGGAGAAGGGGAAGGAGGAGGAGGAAUGUGUCGAGGGUGAAGGGAGAACUCAGCGCCUCAUGGAGAAUAAUUGCUGGCGUCAGCAUGCUGAGCAGCCGGCUCUUGACCCUAAGAAACUGCUUUCCGACGCCGAGACGUUUUGCAUGCUUCGAAAAGUGGUUGAUAGCGUUGGAGAACGGGGUCUAGGAUUGGGUAUUGGACCUGCCGACGUGGUGGCUUCUUUGGAUAAGGUGUUGAGAAUGCUGCCACGUUGGACUUGUUUGGCAGAUAUGCAGAUUCCAUCAGUCCCACCCGCAGUGGGACUGAUGUCACGGUAGGAAACGAGUACAUUGCAACAUGCCUUUCAGCUUGUUCUCUUCUAAACCACCACUGUUGUUGGGCUGAACCUUUGCCGCAGGGGUGGUUUACUUUUUUUUUUUUUUUUAACAUGAAACUCAGCUCAUUUGAUUUGGCACACCAAAAUAGAGGCCGUGAAUCCUCCAUAACCAACCCGGAAAAAGGAACAGAAAACCAAGAUGUGGGUGUCGGGGGGAAAAAGCCAGAGACAGAAAUGGCCAAUCCAGGGUGGUUUACUGUGGCUGAAGCUUUCUUUUUCUUUUCAAUUUUUAACCACCACCACCUCUCCCAGGUUUUUUUCUUUGUCUGAGCUGCAUGCACGCCGCAUCUUCAGGGGAUUGGGGCCCAAGUCUCACUUAUCUGAAUCCUCGAUUGCUGACCGUAGAUUAGACAGCCACGUGGUACUUCUGUAAUGAACCCGGACUGGAAGAUACUCAGUCGUACUUCUGUAAUGAACCCGGACUGGAAGAUACUCGUCAGACGUCGAAGUACAAGUUGACUCUGAUCUGCACAAUGUCUCCGAUAAUCGUGAAAGUGAUAUCUGAUACAGUGUCUCUGACUCUGAUCUGCACAAUGUCUCUGAUAAUCGUAAAAGUGAUAUCUGAUACAGUGUCUCGCUACCAACAGACAAAGAGAGUGGAGGAGGAAUAGACCGAUAAGAGGGUGGAAGAGAUAAUCAAUGACCACCGAAGAG
Messenger RNA from Chara braunii, 3682 nucleotides. NCBI's taxonomy places the organism in Eukaryota, Viridiplantae, Streptophyta, Charophyceae, Charales, Characeae. The record is from the annotation of a GenBank genome assembly.